AUGAAAGAUUUGAAGGGGCAGCUGCUUGUGGAAGCCGUGUUCUCCAAGUGGGGUUCCGGCACUAGCACUGUGCCGUGGCUCAAUGAAGCAGGCGAGCGCAACAUCCGUCCGGACGAGGUGAAUCGCCCGAUCAUGGAGUCUCUGUGCGAGGCUUACGUGGAUCGCAUUCUUGAGUCUGGCCUCAACGUCGAUUGUUCCGGACAUGGUGGGUCGUGGGUCAUGGUGGGACGGGCCUGGAUGGUAUAUGGUCCGAGCCAAUUUCCUGUGACUGCGAUCACCUAUGGUCACAGGUCCGAGGCAAUGUAUCGCGCCUUACAGCGCGAACCGGACAACCCCUAUGUCAAGAAGGCACUCACAACAGGACUGGAGUCCGUUCGGAUGCUCAGCAACAACGUGCCAAUCGAAGUCAAGGCCGCACUGUGCCAGAUGCACAACACAUACCACGAAGGGGCUGGUGAGACCUGGCUCGCGUUGUUGGACCGUGCGGAGGAUCUCAUGAACGAGUGGGACCUGCGGAACAACGGACCCCACGGCACCGGCCUCACCACGAGGAACACCCAAUAUGAUUCGUUCUUGGAGAAAUUCAUCUUCAAGGAAAAGAAUGCGCAGGGAUGGGGGGAUUCCCUGAACUUCUUCAAGUCCACCACGAUCUUGAACAACUAUUUGAACAAAUUCUUCAUCAAGCACGACGUCCGUGAUUGGUGCAAUGCACACAUGAGCUUCGGUGACCACAGUCUGAGCAACAGGGAUCUCAUCUUCAUGCUGCACCAGAUGGCCGUGACUAUAGUGUCGUCAAUGACGAAGUACUACACCAAGGAGUUCAUCGGCGUGCCGACCCGUCAUACGGGGGGUGCGCAACGCCUGCUCCCUCACGUCUUCACGAAGCCUGGCGCAGACACCGGCGCGAUCAUGAACUAUGUGACGACUCCCAUGGCAACGAGCGCCGUUUUCAGACGGCUUGAAGCUGAACAAGAUGCGGCGGCCAAGGCGGCCAAGGAAGAAGGAAUUUCAGAGCAACCUGCCGCCGACAGUGCCAAGGGCAGUGCAAAGAAGAAAGCCAAAUCGAAGGCCAAGGCCAAAGGCAAGGGUAAAGCAGAUGCAUCGACGGAUGCCAAUGCCAAUGCAGGCAGUGCAGGCACGGUCCCGGGCCCGGGAGAGUGGAGCCCGCUUGCAAUCCCUGCAGAGGGCUCCGAAGGCCACGCGGACAUGAGCAGGCCAAAGACAGUGAUGGACGACUUCAUGACCAUCAUGUUGGAGUCCUUCGCAAGGGCAGAAAAGAAGUUGUCCCCUGGAGGUAUGCACAACAUGUCAGAGAGGUUUGUCCAGAUCUGGACCGAAGCCAAGAUGAAUGUUUUCCGUUACGCCGUCUCCUACUUCCUCGAGUUCACAUGGACGGCAGUGGUUGCUAUCAAUGGAAAGUUCACCAGAGCUUACACAAGGUUCAGAUCAGAGCUGGAAACCUUUGUCAACACGUCGUGCGAACUGGCUGUGACAGGUGUUACAUCGGCUUCCAGCGGUGCAGCACCCUCUGCCACCUCUCACUUGCAGCUGGGUGCGAACUUCUCCGACUUGUUGGACGCAGGGUGGGCCACCGGCGGCAAUGUCAAGGACGAGUCUGACGAGAUGAAGACGCUAGAACGGAUCAAGAACAGCAUUGCCGCGGUGAAAGCUUCGGGUAUGGUGACCUUCAUCCAGGAUGUGCUGCCACUUCCCCUCUCCUACCAUGCGGGAUUUGCGAAAGGCAGGCAGACCCUAGCCACGGACCCGAGCGUCAAUGUUGAUUGCUCGUUGCAGACGAUAAUCCAGAAGAUCUUCGACGUCUUGCAGACCGUCCUGCCGCCAAGGUGGUUGUCGUUUGCCGCUGAUGUUUGCGACAUGUAUGCAGAGCGUCUCGAUUUUGUCGCCGCCAGUUCGGAGGUAUUCUGCGGCCAGAAGCAGGUGCUGGAGAGGUUCACAUCGAUGCGAUCGUUAUACACGCUUGCGCUGCUCCGUGACUUGAGCAGGAUGCACAAAGUCAAGUUCGAGACUGACGUCAGCCUCCUGAUUUCCGCCCUGCAUGUGGACAUGCAGAAUGCAGUGGAGUGGGUUGCAUCCAAGCGCAAGGAACCUGCGGCAGCAUCGGCAUCGCCGUUUGAGUCGUCUGAGUCGCCGCAGCGCUCAGAGUUACAGGGGUCACAGGAAGAAGAUGCUAAGAAGAAGCCUCACCCAGUGGCUAUGCUGAUCCCGGGUUUCGAUGUGCUCCAGAGCGGCUCGUCGAUGGGUAACAUAAGUUAA
Molecule: messenger RNA, 2274 nt
Organism: Symbiodinium necroappetens
Lineage: Eukaryota; Dinophyceae; Suessiales; Symbiodiniaceae
Source: the annotation of a GenBank genome assembly